This is a messenger RNA of Meloidogyne enterolobii, 249 nucleotides long. Lineage: Eukaryota; Metazoa; Nematoda; Chromadorea; Rhabditida; Meloidogynidae. The record is from the annotation of a GenBank genome assembly.
UGUGUUUUGUAUAUGCUUUUGCCCCUCAUUGCUUCGUUUAUAUUGAGGGAGGGAAUUAAGAAAAAGGAGACCGGAAAUGCGAAUUGGGAAAGGAAUUGUGAAGGUUAUUUAUAUAAAUGUGAGUGGUAUAAGGCCCGUGGAGAAUAUGUGGGGAAUGGAGGAGGAAAUGGACAGAAUAGAAUGAAUGAUGGAUGGAUGAGUUUACUUCCGACAAUAUUUAGUACUUUUAAUGCUUUUUUGCAAUUCUAA